GCUAAUCUGAUACACAUACGGAUAAGGCGUAAGAUGCUAGCCGGACGUUUAUAGAUCAGAUUUUUAUUCAGGUCAUUCUCGUAGCGCUUCGCUGACACUCGUCAACGAGUACUUCUCCCAAUGUUUACUUCUCCGGCAUGUCUUUCUCAGCCAGCGAAAAAGUGAUGCGUUGGGUUAUUGAACUUAAUUUUAUAUGAAGCGGAAUGAACAGCCACCAUGUUUGCAUGACAUAUAUUCAUAAUAAUGUGUUGAUAAGGCGUUAGCUAACAGCUGUUCGUACAGUAGUACAGCUUCUUUUCUUUGCGAGCUGUUGUCGACAAUUGCAGAUCCUCUCCGGCUCCAUGAUGGCGAUGUUUCGGAGCUUUGUCUCGGCUAGCACCCAGCUUCGCCAGCAGCAGCAGCAGCCGGGCAGCGGCUCCGGCUCACUGGCGGCUCCCGUGGAGAACAUCGAGAGCCAAUUCUCGUGUCCCAUCUGCCUGGAGGUCUACCAUAAACCCGUUAGCAUCGCCAGCUGUGCUCACACAUUCUGUGGAGAGUGUCUGCAACCAUGUCUCCAGGUGACCUCACCUCUCUGCCCUCUCUGUCGUGUGCCCUUUGACCCCAAGAAAGUAGAGCGGUCCUCCAACGUGGAAAAACAGCUGGCGUCAUACAAAGCACCAUGUCGGGGUUGUAGCAAAAAGGUGGCUCUGGUGAAGAUGAGGUCCCACAUUGCAUCGUGUUCUAAAGUACAAGAGCAGAUCGCCAACUGCCCCAAGUUCAUCCCUGUGGUGCCCACAUCUCAGCCCAUACCAAGCAAUAUUCCAAACCGGUCAACAUUUGUGUGUCCAUUCUGUGGAGCCAGAAACCUGGACCAGCAGGAGCUGGUGAAACACUGUAUGGACAACCACCGCAACGAUCCCAAUAAAGUGGUGUGUCCAGUGUGUUCAGCUAUGCCAUGGGGAGAUCCCAGCUACAAGAGCUCCAACUUUCUCCAGCACCUCCUCCACAGACACAAGUUUUCCUAUGACACCUUUGUGGACUACAGCAUCGAUGAAGAGGCAGCCCUACAGGCAGCUCUGGCACUAUCUUUAGCUGAAAACUGACAGCAGUCUCUACAUCCACUCACCGUUCUAGCACCCCCGCUGUGAGGGUCCCACCCACCGUCCACACCAGUGCUGUUUGCUUCAGCUUUGGAGAGCGCUCUUCACAAUGUGGAUGUGUCAGCGCUGCCACUCAAAAAAGUUACAAAACAAAACAUAUAGAAUAGUGUUCAGUACAGACUUUGGAUUUAAUGAGUUGGAGACGACAUCAUGGGUGUUUGCAAUGGAUCCAGUGAACUGGUAAAGCUGCUUUUAUGUUGGACACUGUUGCCACCAACCCAGACGAAACCCACCUACACAGUGUCAGGGUUGCCCACAGCCGCUACCCUCUCUACCACAGCAACAAGGGCUAGCUCCAUGUGAAAACCUCUGCCCUACAGCAUGCUUAUUCCAAAUCCUUUAUUCCUGGCCCAGGACCACCAGGUUGGGUAUCAUUCAGCACCACACAGCACCACAAGCAUCAGCAGCUUCAGCAGUCCACACUCACCUUCUGAGCAAGAGUGUGCAUGGAGGUUUUCCUUGUAGUUACGCAGUCAGAACAUGUCUGUGAAUAUACUUAUGACUGGGUCAGAGCAUACCGACAUCACAGAGCUGAUAAAUAUAGAACAGCUCCAGCUAGGUGCAAAUGCAAACUUUAUGUCUUUCCUCAAUCAGUAAAGGUCACAUCAUAGAAAAGGCAAAGAAAAGUGCUGUUAACACUUUCUCUCGUACAGAAAUUCACUAAAUGUUUCAGUACAAAAUCCUCCUUCUAUGGAUGGCCCUCACAUAUUAUAUUUACAAAAAUUCCACCUCAAUAUAUGAUCAGUUAUGACUACCUUAAAGUUGGUUAAAGUCACAAAUCGAGUAUGAAAAUAUAAUUCAGUUGGCAUGCCAGCAGCAUUUUAAAAUCUUUGUAAGACAGUCUACUGAACCGGCAGAAACUUUCCAAUAACUGAAAAGCACAUGUAAAAAGAAUGAAAACAAAUGUAGAAAAAGUCCUGGGAAUGCAUAAACAUAGCAGGUCUGCUGUCUGUGGCCAUGGUCAUAAACAUCUGGACACAUUUAGGACACAUCAGUCUGAACAUCUGAACUGAAUGACUGAUUGAGUACUGUUGUCAAUGUCCAUGCAAGUGAUACUUAAAACUUUGAAAAGCCUAGACAGAUAUAUUAUGAGUGCUCCAUAUGUGAAGAGCUGAACGCACUCCAUAGGCAUUCUGACACACUUUUUCUCUGUGUGAAAAUGUAAUAUCUACACAUAUCUUCACAUAAUCUGGCAGAAUAUAGUAAACAUAUGAAACAACUUGAAGAUUCACUCACAAAGCAUAUGUCAUGAAGAGAACCAUGAAAACAAAUGUAAUGGUCAUAGUUUUCAUAUGAAAGUUGGGAAAACACUCCAACUUAAAUGCUCCCACUAGUCAACAUCGUCCUCCCAGGCUCAGAAGACAUGGAAGCUGCACAUCUACAUCACUACAGCUACCCAUAAGUCACAGUGUGGUCAGGCACUGAGACUCACUGCAGUCGUGAAGUCAAAAUCAAGCUUGGCAACACAGUCCGUUGAAUCAGCUAAUCCAUUACUGGUGUGAAAGAGGAAUCCAGCGUGUGAUGAACAUCUGCUGCACUUCAGCCUCUCAAUGAGAAGAGGGCAAGAUCCCCACAGAACAGUCCUAUAAGUGGACCGAGGCCGGCGGGCACCUGCCUGUGGAUCACUUCAGCGCUGCCCAGGAGUGAAGCCUGGUGCUCUGGGAUCAUAUUUAGGUCAUUGAGAUGGAAGUGCUGUAGGCUUUAACCGGCCACACUAUUGAAUACUCAUUUUGGAGCUGAGCCGCACAUGGUUCAUGUCUAUCUUGAUGGCAACAGGACGUCAAGAGAUGCGUCCUCCUGAUGACUGUACCAGCAGAGAAAACAUCAUCUGUCAUGUCAUUAAAACUCAGAAUGCAAAUAACAUCAGCUCCAUAGUAUGUUAACGUUUACAAUAAUAGACAUUAGUUCCCUAUUCACCGUCACUCCUAAAAACCAACCUUUUUUUAUUCUUGUGAAUAUUUGCACUUGUAACUUGUUUUUCUACUGGAUUGAUCUGUAGAUAUUAGUGAAACCUUCCUCAGACAAGACUGAGGUCCAACCUCCAGCUUCACUGUUACCUGCUUCUUCAAUUCUUGCUACAGCAAAUAUUUUUAUGACGCAUCUGCCGAGAUAAAUGAGUAUAAGAAGAUCUAUUUUUGAAAAUCUUUCAAACCACUUGACAUGGGACAGAAAAAAUGUGUGUCUGCUACUUUCUGACACACUGAAGCUGAUUUACAAACUUGAAUUGCUAGUAACAUGUACACACAUGCACACACACACACGCAGCAGGAGCUUGGGCAGGACCAGACUGAACUGGAGCAAUUUCACAUUAGUUUUCUAUACAGUUGUUUGACCAAUAGAUGGCAGGCCUUCUUCAGACAUGCAGAGCCAUACUAAAGCCAACAUACUGCAUUUGCACACAGGAGUCAUGGUUUCUCUUGUGACAGGUGGAGGAAAACCCAAGUACAUCGUAUUCACUGAAGAAAUUACACCUCAUCUCAACAUUACUGCGUCCUGAUAUCAUAAUGUUGAGGAAAUACUUUUUAUUUCUGAAAUUAUUUAAGUCAAUCAUUGUCACAUAACAUGGAUUCUGCUGAAAAAAAUAUUAAUGUCAAGUAUGAGCAGCACUAAACUCCAAUGAAAUGUAAAGAAUGUGCUGAUUUACCUUACAAACUGUGGCAACGAAGUGACAUCUAAUGUUAUUGAGUGCGUUAAAAGUUUAGAAUUUCAAGAUCAUUUAAUUAAUUUUGCAAAAAAUUCAAGUAAAAUUUUGUAGCUAUCAAAAAUGUCACUAAACUAAGGUAAAUAAUACUUUAAAAAACUUCUGAAAUAGGUGUAAAUUGAAAAUCAGCGAAUUUUUUUUCCCAUUGUAAUAUUGAUAGAAAAUAGACGAAGCCACAAAACGCAGUAAAAAAAAAAAAGAUGUGUAAUUUGUCCAAUGUAGUAAUAAUAUGAAUUUAUUGCACAUCGUUGUUUGUGUUAUGCAUUUAUUUUAAGUGACAUAAAUUUCUGAGUAGAAGAUAAGAGUUUUUCCUUUUGUUUCCAUGUCAGGUGAUCCAUACUUCUAGUUAUUACUACACUGGACAAAUGAAACUCUUUUUUUUUUUAAAUUAUUAUUAUUAUUAUUAUUUAUUUUAUAUGAAUGACUCGUAUGUAAAAAUCUGCAAUGUUUGUGUGAAGUUUGUGUUAUGUGUUGAUGAUUGAUGAUGAGGAUGAACUUUGCUCAUAAUUCUAACAUUAUGAUGUUACAAAUACUGGAUUACACGAUGGGAAGUACAGGUUCUUUGGUGAAUGCAAUGUGCUUCCAUAAAGGAUAAUAUGCUGCCAUAAGGAUGCAUAUAUCAUUUGCACUUUAAUUCUUUCAGUUUUUACAGUAGAGCUCAAACUUCUUUUUAUAUAUCUUAAUUCUUGUUUAAUGCUAAUUUGGUAAUUAAGCUCAACUGCAGAAUGAGUUGUUUGUUUAAAUAAACAAAAAAAUGGAAAUUAAAAAAAUGGCAGAGAUCAAAUGUAAAGCCAAUAGGAGUUAUUUGGUCAAAUGUGUAUCAUUUCUUUUCAAUAUUGUGAAGCAAAAACACAGAAAAUAUUUGUUUGUCUUCAUUUAAAUGGGAAGCAUGUGCCAUUUUUUUUUUAAACUUCCAAUAAUUUUUUGUGGUGAGAUGAACCUGAAAACAGUUUAUGCAACAGCAACACUAACACAGAAACUGAAAGAAAGGAGAUGUUCUGUUACAAAAAAAAAGGAUUAAGAUCAUAGAAAAAUGUCUACUUUCAUAAUAUUCCCGUCAGUGUUUCCAUUCAAAUGUAAAAAAAAAAAAAAAAAAAAAAAAAAAAAGCUCAAACCAGUUGUUGGAUAAACCAGAGGAAGAAAAAAAA
Sphaeramia orbicularis (orbiculate cardinalfish) is the source of this 4988-nucleotide messenger RNA. RefSeq names its product ring finger protein 166 (gene rnf166). The transcript is spliced from 7 exons. Gene Ontology annotation, molecular function: ubiquitin protein ligase activity. Bases 342 to 1082 code for a protein of 246 amino acids. Lineage: Eukaryota; Metazoa; Chordata; Actinopteri; Kurtiformes; Apogonidae. Gene Ontology annotation, biological process: ubiquitin-dependent protein catabolic process; protein polyubiquitination. The record is from RefSeq and is a predicted model, not a curated record.